GAUCAGAAGAAGAUUUGGAGAAAGGAUUAUUGUUCAUUAUUGAUAGCUUAUCAACAUUUGGUGGGAUUAUUUAUUUUUUGAGUAAGGAUGAGAACUGCAGAGGAUUCAUCUGGAACAGUCCUUCACCGUCUCAUCCAGGAGCAGCUGAGAUAUGGAAAUCUGAGUGAAAAUCGUACCUUAUUAGCCAUCCAGCAACAGGCCUUACGGGCUGGAGGGGGCAGUGGAAGCCCCAGAUCUUCCUUGGAAAGCCUUGAACAGGAGGAGAUGCAGGGUAGCCCUUCUACAAGGCAGGAGCCUCAAGGGCAGGAGCAUCAUUGUGACCAUUUCUACCUGGAGAAUCCUAUGUAUAAAGCUUAUGAGUAUCACCAUAAGGGUGAGGAGCUUCCAACCUAUGAAGAAGCCAAAGCUGCCUUGUCUCAGUACUAUGCAGCGCAACAUAUCCAGAAGGUAGAACACGCUCCUACACGCCAAGACCAGUCACUUAUGGAGCUGAAGCAUGGUCAUGUUAGGUCCUUGAGUGAAAGGUUGCUGCAGAUGUCUCUAGAACGCAAUGGUGCUAAAUCGCAGAACCUUAUGACCUCCUCUCAUAGCUUUCCCCAGCUUACAAGGCAGUACCAGCUUUCAGUUGCUCGUGGACAACAGGAAGACGGAAUGCAAUAUAGGAAUGCUCCUCCUGAGUACCCAAGUUACAACCAACCUGACCCUAAUCUCAGGGGUUAUGCUUCAGAGCAAAGAUGCUAUUCAGGAGACCUUCCUAUGUACCAUCAGCCUGAAAUCAGGCCGAUGCCAGAUCCAAACCUGCACUAUGGGCAGAUGGCACCUUUCAACGCAGCAGGUACACACAUGGCUCGAAUGGAUGCUCUGCUGCAAGAGAAUGAAAAGCUACGCCGGGAACUUGAAAGUUACAGCGACAAAGCAGUGAGGAUCCAGAAGCUGGAGACUGAAAUUCAGCGAAUUUCCGAAGCAUAUGAGAAUCUCAUGAAAGCAUCCUCUAAGCGGGAGUCCCUUGAGAGUGCCAUGAGGACCAAGAUGGAAGGAGAGAUGAGGCGCAUGCAGGACUUCAACCGUGACCUAAGAGAACGGCUGGAAACUGCAAACAAACAACUAGCAGUCCGGAAUAUGGAGCAAAGGGAAGACAGUCAAGGAACUGUAUCCAAACUGCUUGCUCAGUGCCGUGAACAGCAGCUAGAUAAAGAGAAGUUAGAUAGAGAGGUUAGCCUCUUACGAAGUGCCAAUGAGGACCAGCGCCGAAGGGCAGAGCUCCUGGAAAAGGCUCUGAGUAAUGCCCAGUUCACAGCCGCUCGCACUGAAGAUGAGCUGCGCAAGAAGAGGGCGUAUGUGGAAAAAGUGGAAAGACUACAGCAGGCAUUAAGCCAGCUCCAGGCUGCCUGUGAGAAGAGGGAACAACUGGAAUUGCGUCUGCGGACGAGAUUGGAGCAGGAGUUGAAAAACUUAAGGGCUCAGCAGAGGCAACCAAUGAUGCAAAAUGGAAGCCAUUCUCCAGAAGUCUCUGUCUAUGUCCUUUCUGAGCAGCUGAGGGAGAAGGAAGAACGGAUAUUGGCUCUGGAGGCCGACAUGACCAAGUGGGAACAGAAGUAUUUGGAAGAACGUACUAUGCGCCAGUUUGCCAUGGAUGCUGCAGCCACUGCAGCCGCUCAGCGAGACACUACCAUCAUCAACCACUCACCCCGCCAUUCGCCAAACAAUAGCUUCAAUGAGGACCUGCUAAUAGUCAGCCACAGGCACCAAGAAAUGGAGAACAGAAUCAAAGCUCUGCAUGCACAGAUACUGGAGAAGGAUGCAGUCAUUAAAGUCUUACAGCAACGUAAACCUCACCAGGGCCUCCUGCGACCUGCUAAGUCAGUGCCCUCAAUAUUCACUCCAUCUGUGCCAAGCUCAAACUCAGCAGCUGGUGAAAGACAAGUGAACAAUACUUCACAAGGAGCACCAGUAAGUAAAUCAACAUCUGCCAACAUGAGCACCUUGCCCGUUCACACCAAGCAUGGCAGUAAAGAUGGUAGCACCCAGACAGAGUAUUCAACAGACCAGACAAGUGUGACAGACUGCAUUCUGGACAGGAACACCUCGUCCUCACUAGAAACCAUGUCCUCUGCUAAAAGCUCCAAUGCUUCUGAAAUGGUAGAGAUCCUUAUCUGAGCUGCCUUGGGGUAUACCCUCAAACUUGAGAAAGUCUUACAUGGCCAAGAUUCGUUUCUGGUCAGACAACUGAAGUCUACAGACAAAGGAUGCCGUGUUCAGUCUGCAAUGACGAGGUUCUCCUGGAGUUGGGACAAAGUCAUUGUAAAGCUUGAAAUACACAACUUGGAACUCAGAUGGGCUUUAUAUAUCAUCCAGCACACCAUUCUGAGUUGUGGAUAAAAUUGGAGGAGACUGGAAGACUUGAGAUGACCUUCUUGGAUAGCUCCACCAAACAUAUGCCAUCGACACUUGCCAACAUCAAUUAAUGUGAUUAAAGUGGUUUUGGAAUGUGAAACACUGCUAAGGCUUAAGACUGAUUCACAUGGACAUGUUCUGGGAGAAGAAGAAUCCCGUCUAGUUUUUGGCUUUGGAGAGCCAAGGUCCAAUCCUUUUUGCUGCUAGAAAUGCCUACAGAAAACUGUAGGGGUUUCAAGUGGUUUAAAGUUACCGGACUCUUGUCCCAAACAUUUUUCAUGUAAAUACUUAUGUGUUUAUUUUUAUAACACCUUUCAUUGUUACUAUUUAUGGACAACACAACUGUAUUGUUGUCUCGGCCCCAGUUCUUCUAUUUCUUGACGUUUUAUCAAAACACAAGCUUAUAAAAAUGAAAAUGGACCCUUCAGGACAACCAUAUGGCCUCGAUUAAUAAAAAAU
Messenger RNA from Nanorana parkeri, 2853 nucleotides. It is a transcript of the gene AMOTL2, whose product is annotated as angiomotin like 2. The record is from RefSeq and is a predicted model, not a curated record. Gene Ontology annotation, cellular component: bicellular tight junction; plasma membrane; cytoplasmic vesicle. The transcript has 9 exons. NCBI's taxonomy places the organism in Eukaryota, Metazoa, Chordata, Amphibia, Anura, Dicroglossidae. The coding region runs from base 88 to 2157 and encodes 689 amino acids. Gene Ontology annotation, biological process: establishment of cell polarity involved in ameboidal cell migration; angiogenesis; actin cytoskeleton organization.